Molecule: messenger RNA, 1371 nt
Organism: Dendronephthya gigantea
Lineage: Eukaryota; Metazoa; Cnidaria; Anthozoa; Malacalcyonacea; Nephtheidae
Product: protein ADP-ribosylarginine hydrolase-like
Exons: 4
Coding region: 103-1173 (356 amino acids)
Biological process (GO): protein de-ADP-ribosylation
Molecular function (GO): ADP-ribosylarginine-[protein] hydrolase activity; magnesium ion binding
Source: RefSeq, a predicted model, not a curated record
GCGAAAUUGACAAACAAGUUUCUAACGCUACAUAUUUAUACAACAAAAGUUCUUUAUCUCAAUAAUUACUUAAGCCCCCGAAACAAAGUGUAUGAAUUAGCCAUGUCGGAAGUGGAUUUGGCCGAGAGAUACAAGGCUGCGAUGGUGUUAAGUGGUGUUGGUGAUGCACUGGGUUAUAAGAAUGGUUCGUGGGAGUUCUGUCACAGUGGUGCUGCCAUUCAUCAGGAAUUACAACAUCUUGGUGGGCUGGAAAAGAUUGACAUCAAAGGAUGGAGAGUAAGCGACGAUACAGUGCUGCACAUAGCAACCGGCGAAGCUCUGGUCUCCGAUUGGUCAACAACCGAGCAAUUGUUCUGUACAAUGGCCGCAAAUUACAAGAAGACGUGUGAUGAGGAUAUGUGGGAUAGAGCACCAGGCCUGACCACGACUAGUGCAGUUUUCACAUUGAAACCCUCGCGUCCGCAAGGUUAUGUGAUACCAUUCAACCCUCGUGGGGGAGGAUGUGGUGCUGCCAUGAGGGCAAUGUGCAUUGGGUUGAUGUUUCCACAAGAAAAUCAAGAAGAAAUGCUGAUCGAAGUUGCUGUGGAAAGUGGAAGAAUGACACACAACCAUCCUACUGGUUUUCUUGGCUCAGUUGCAACAGCUUUGAUGACGGCGUAUUCCAUUCAGAGAAAACCGCUGGUGAGCUGGGGUGCUUCGUUACUUAACACUCUUCCAAAGGUAUGGGCCUACAUCGUGAAAGUUAACCGGGAUGUUGAAGAGAAUAAAAAUGCUUGGGAUUAUUUCACCAGCAAAUGGAAGAACUAUCUUGAGUUGCGAGGAUUAACCGACGGCAAAGCCGAACCAAAAUUCCCAGAAAAAUACGGCAUUCCGGAACGUGAUGCGUUUUAUAAAUCUGUUAGCUAUUCUGGCUGGGGUGGAGCAAGCGGACAUGAUGCUCCAAUGAUUGCAUACGAUGCGCUCUUGAGAGCAAGAGAUUCCUGGUAUGAGUUGUGUUCAGGCUCCAUGUUCCAUGGUGGGGACAGCGAUAGCACAGGGGUUAUGGCUGCUGCCUGGUGGGGGGGAUUGUAUGGUUUGAAAGGGGUACCCCUCUGUAAUUACAAAAAUUUAGAGUACCGCAAAAGACUUGAGGAACUUGCCGACAAGUUGUUGAAACGAGCCAAACCAGAAUGAUACAACUUGCAUGAUAUGAAAGCCUAGAUAUCUUAGUCACAAUAUGACAAAUGAAAAACAUAAAAAUAUGUUAGACAUGCUGCAAGUAUGAUUUUCCUAUGUUCAGCAAUUUCAUCCUGUUAGAAACAGUAAAUAAAUGCACCAUGUUAGAUGACUGUAUGAGCAACUUUAUAAACAGACAUUGAUUGAUUAGUAUUG